UGAAAAUUCAGGAGGCCGUACCACAAUAGGACGCACAAUGCAGUAUGUACGGCGACCUGUUGGUGACCAGGUCCGGGAAUCACUCCCAGCAGUAAUUAUUGGAGUGGUGCUCAUAUUAGUUGGGAGUGGCCUCCUCUUCUGGAAUGAGGGCCGCGCUGUUCAGACAUCUCGCAGUCUAGAUGAAGGUUAUAAUUCAGUUGUUCGAGUACAGAGUUCAUCAGCAGUUUUAGAAGAAAAUAAUGGUAAGCUAGUUCAUGUAUGGGGACCCAUAUCUGUCUUGCCCCUGCUCACAGAUGAUUAUUAUGGCGUGGAAAUAAGUGCCAUUAGACUAAAACGUAGAGUUCAGAUGUAUCAGUGGAUUGAGGAAGAGUCAUCCUUGAGACCCGAAGAUACUCCAGAAAUGCCGUCAGACACAUCGUAUAGCUAUUCAUUUGCAUGGCGUGAUAAGGUGGUAGACAGCUCAGCAUUCAACAUUCCAUGGGGCCACGAGAACCCAACGACUAUACCGGUGCCAACAAUUGUGCAGACAGCAGAGAAUGCAAAAGUUGGUGAAUAUUACUUGAGUCCAGCUAUUAAAGAGAGUUUUGUGGAUUUCGCUGCCUUUUCGGGAGAUGAGCAACCGGAGGGAGGGGAUGUGAAGCUGCAUGGAGGAAUGUAUUAUAUCACUCAGGAUAUUUAUAAUCCCGAUAUCGGCGAUCUUAGAAUUCAGUUUUAUUUUGCAGGCAGAGCUGGAGAAGUGGUGAGCAUUAUUGGGCAGCAGAUUGGUGAGACACUGCAUCCAUUUGUCACAAGCACUGGAAGGGAAUUGUUGAUCGUCCAUUCGGGUAAACGCACGGUGGAAGAAAUGUUCUCGUCAGAGCACGCACAGAAUCGGUUUUUGACCUGGAGCUUGCGACUAGGUGGAUGGUUCAUCAUGUUUCUUGGAUUGAUAUGUGUUUCGAAUAUUGUUCACUCAUUAGUUGUAUGCUCUCCACUUUUAAGGGACGUUGUAGCUCUGGGCCUGGGAUCGGCAAAUUUGACAUUGAGUAUGUCUACCUCCCUCGUAAUCAUAGGAGGAGCUUGGUGUAUAUACAGGCCUGGUCUCGCUCUUCUGAUUCUUGUUGUAGCAGCGCUGCCUUUCAUCCGAGCAGCAGCAAAGCAUCAGGGUUCCUUAGGCCAAACAAGAAGAUCUAAUGGGUACAGAAGCAGUACUGAAGACUAGUUUUAUCAAAUGCUGGAAGUUGAUUAUUUUGUUAUGCGUGUGACUAAUUGCACGAGUUCAAAUCAGGUUAAGUAAUUUUUUGUAAAUGGCGAUUGUCACUGGUUGUGAAAAAUAGCAUUCCAUGCAAAGUUCUACAUCAAACUCUUGAAGUAGGAAUAAACCAUGAUGCAAUAAAUGCUGAACACACUUAGAUGUUAUAUGACACAGUCUUCAAACUGUAAGUAAUUGGAUGUGAUAUUCCAUUUACAUGUAUUAUAGAUUCCAUGUUAAAAGGAGAAUGUCUUUAUAUACCAAAGUAGAAUUGUUUACCUUUUUCUAAUUUAGUUUCUUUGGGAAUAUAAUAAUGUGUAUUAGUGAUGGAAGCUAAUACAUUUUCUUGUCAUUUAUAACCAUUUUGUUUUCAUAGAUAAGGCAGGCUGAACAUUAUAAGUUUAUCCAAGUAAAUUUCCUUAAAGAUUUGCAUUGGUAUCCAGAAUGAAUGAUUGAAACUGGACUAAAUAGUUUAGACAUUUCCAACUUAACUAACUUUGCUAUCGAAAGCAUUAAGUAUGUAUCCAGUGUAUUACCUAAAUGGGUUAUACAUACCCCAUAGUAAAAAGAGAUAGAACCAUUUGUGAAACUGAGUUCUUGGGUAUUUCCUUAAAACUUGGGACUUGAACCUUUGUUCCUUUGGUUUUCGUAGUGGUAAGAGGAAAGUCAGAGUUACACCUUUCAUAUUUCAGUUGGCAAAAUCAAUUCAGUAUCUGCCUUAAAUCUGCUCUUCAUUAGUAAGGUACAAAGAGAUUGUUCUGGUGUAUGGUACUGAUUAUAUCAGGCAAACCAGAGAUGGUGGUUACUUGCAUAGGAUUUUAGUCAUCACUCAAGUUAGUUCCGUAGAAGUCUUUUGGUGAUACAGGACAUGGUGUACUUUGUCUGAUAUGUGACUUGAACAAGAAUUCUUACAAACUGGAUUUCGACUCAAGAAACGUUGUACUUUUUAUAUAGAAGCAAAAGUCAGUUCCUAAAAAACCAUUUCUAUUUAUAUCUCUUUGCAGAUUAAUUAUCUCUUGAUAGUACCACAGGUUUAACUAAUGUAAGGGAAAAGUGUUAGCCCAGCAAGCUGACUCAUUUAUUAUUUCUAGACACUUUUAGGAAACAUCCUUAUAACUUACUAAUUCCAGUGUACCCAUUAUCUAAAGGAAAAAAUUGCAUUACAUUUUCAUCAGUAUCUGUAAGGUGUACUGAAUUAUAGGUUGUCCUUAGAAACAUUCUUGCAAAAGAUGAUUAAUUUCUUGGCAAAAAGACUUGGACAAGAGGUAGAAGGGGGAUAGAAAAAUGGACAAGAGGUAGAAGGGGGAUAAAAAACACUUAAGGUAUCCAGCCUUAAUGUACGUAUGUUCAAGAUGGACUACAAGUAGCAUUACCAAAUAAUUUGAUUGAUUAAAGUGUCCUUUUUGUGCCAUAAUGCAUAGUGUUAUAGGACAUUGUUGGGCAACACUUCUGAUAUGAAGUAAAUUUUUGGUAUUCCAAUACUUAUUAUAAGUUCUCCCAUUUUCUGGGUUCUUUAAAGAAAGAACUUGAUAACGUAGCAAAUUUAGCAGACAUAUCUAUAAGACUACAUAACUUAGGGAUCACCUUGUGACCUAUAAUUACUGGGUCAGAAUUAUUGUCUGGGUUCCAAGGAGAUAGUAUAGGCAUUAUAAGUAAGUUCUACAUUACAUACUUGGAUUUUAUUCUAGUCAUUAGGUGCAAUAGUUGAAUAACCCACUGCCCUAGUUAGGUAAAAUGGAAGAUUUAGAGAAACUUUUCUCUAUUUUAGUAGGAUUUGUUAUCUUCUUUUUAUUAUUAUUUUCCUAUGAAACCAAGUUUCACAAGUCUUCUCUUUUCACUUUUGUGUUAUUCUGGUCUCAGUAGUAUUUGAAAAUCUGUUCUUUGUGUCUAGGAAUGAACACUAUCAUCCUUUGUCUCUAAGCAUAAAGAAGAAUUUUGGAUGACAUUCAUCCUAUAGGAUUGGUGAUGCAAUAUGAGAGGUAAUCAGUAAUCUGUUUUUAUUGAAUUUACUGAUGUAAUUCAAGAAUAUCUUAUCUGAAUAAUUCAUUGUUAAAUCUUUGUGUUGAUAUGUUAAAGGAAGUAAUAUUUUCCUCAAAUCGUUGACUCGGAUUUUUAAGGGAAAAGUGAGAAUUUUUAUUUAUAAAACUUACAUUGCUUAUACGAAUACAUCGAUCAUAAUUUUAAAAAUUAUCUUGUAGGUUUGGGAUGUUCAUAGAUAAAGCAACAGUGUUAUCUGGCAUAGAUUGUAGAUGUAACUUUUCAGGUCAACUUAUUGAACUCUGAAUAUAUACUACUGGAGUUUUUUAAGUCUUUGACUCAACAGCUAUGCAGAGUAUGGUAGUGCUCCUUUUGCCACAGAAACUGUCAAGAAUACCAUCUGCGGUUCCUUGACUAUGAAAACUAGCUCCUCUAUCUUUCACUAUAAAGUCCAUUAUCUUUAGCAAGUGGCAUACAUAAUGGAAUAAUGAACUAGUAAAAAGUUUUACAAGUAAAUCGUCAUUCUGGCGUACAGCAUAUUUCAAUUUUUAAAAGAAUACAUCAGUGAAGUAAUGUCACAUUUUCAAACUUGUGACAUUUCCCUAACAAUUGGUAUUUGAUAACUGCCCCAUGUAACUUCAUUAGUCAGUCGUUGUAUUAUUAACAGGAUAACACAUUUGAUACAAGUCUUAAUUUUCGUGAGCAUUUGACAGGUUUUAAACAGGAAUCUUGCCAGCAAAAUUGUCUACAGUUCCAGUUUAUCCAACAAUAUUUGUAAUUUAUUAGUAAAGAUAUUAAGUACUAAUAUGAAAAAGAUUUGACGAUUCACAUGAAAAAUUUGAAUUGUAGCUCAGUGGUCUGACAAUAAUCACUCUUGGCCCAUAAGUUUGGCAGUGAAAUUUUGUGGAAAAAUAUGGUUUUUGUAGCUUUUGUUUAUCUAUUCAAUAUAGCUUCUUGAGAAAUAGUAAUGUAUGUUUGUGGUCACUGAUUUUGAUGAGACUACAGGCUAUACAUAUUUACAAUUAAUGAAUGUGAACCAGUAAUUUUACAUCAAAGACUUUAUUUAAUAAAUCUGUUGUAUUUACCGGACUGUUACAAUUUCUUAUCACAUACAUAGGUUGAAGUUUAGUUCAGAAAUUAACCUUUAGUAUGUUACAUGCAUAGGUGUUGGUUUUUUCCUAGUUUUUUUUUUGACAGUUAAUAUUAGUGUUGAUUGCCUAUACAAUAUUAUAGACUUCCCUUGUUUUUUCAUCUACAUGGUGGUGUUUAGCAUUCAUUAUCUUUCAUAGUGAAAAUAUUUCUAAGGUGUUGUUUUGUGAAAUCCUUAUAAUUGAUGUAGGUCAAGGAUUUGUUAGUUUCAUAGUAUAUUACCUCCUAGGACAGUAUUACUAUGUAUAUUUUGGGCCCAUCUACACCAUAUUGAAAUACUGUAUUGUACAGGAAAGCAUCUACUGUCAGUAUUUACUGUACGUACUUAAUAAUUUUCUAAUGUAAGCCUCUCUAAAUGAUAAUAUUUUCAUUUUCUUAUAUCAUGGUAAUGUUGUGGAUAAACUGCAAUAAAAUCUUUCUUAAACAUAUGUUGUCUUAAAAACGGUAUCUGUAAAUAAGACUAAUGAAGCAAUGUCAUGCUACUGUAAGGAAGGAGUUUAAAUUCACCUUAUGUGAUCAUUUCUUAACGAAUAAACCUCUAAUGUUGAUUCUAACUUUUGAACUUCUAGUCUUGGUGUCUGUGUUUCCUUUAGGUACUACUUAGCAAGUUUUGAAUAUUUAUUCAGUUUAAGGUGUUUUUAUGUCAUUCAAUUAUCCCCUAGCAUUUCUGUAAUAGGCCUUAAAUUGAUUAAUACUAGUUGUUUUAAGUUAUACAUACAUGUGAAAUACACAAGCAAGGUGUGACAAAGUCAAGUAUGUACUCUGCUGUUUAGGAAAGAGGGGGUACAAUGGUAAACUGGUUGCUUUCUCAUAGUAAUUAAUUUUAUCUCUAAAUAUCGCAUAAUUUUGUAAGCAUUUUGCUCUGGUACUUUAUAAUUAGAGAUAAAAAUGCCAAGAAAGUAUUUUGUAAAUGCUAAGGACUCGGGGAUUGUGUAUAUAUUGCAUAUAGAUGUUUAUAAUAGAUACCUGACAAAUGUUGUGUUUCUCAGUGACCCUGCUGAUUCUAACAUUUUCAAUAGUAAACAAACCAUUUCCUUACACACAUAGCCAUAACUCGUUGGUCUGAUGUGAUGAUCACACAAACAUAGAAGAUAUUGUUCUUUAGUAUGUAACAGGGGCCUCCUUCAGUUGGGCUGGUACUGGUAGUCCUGCAUUGCCCUCACUUGCAUCUUGCAUCAUGAGCCUGUGGUUUAACCAUUGUCAAGAUUAUGUAUUUCUUUUGAGUCCUGUUAUAAUACUGUGAUUAUGGAAUUGUUCAUUUGGUUAAUACAGUAGGAUCCAUUAACUUUUCCAAGUGUAUGUGUAAAAUGUCUUGCAUACUUUUACAUUCAAUUAAGUGUACACAGUGUCAUAACUGUCAGUCAGGGAUCAAGAAUAAUCAAGGAUGGUAAUAAAUUCUGUGAUGUCUUGAGUUAUGAGCUAGCUGCUUAAUGUUCAGGAUGAUCAUGAAAUAAUAAUUUGUUGGGUAAAUAAAAGACCAAAUAAGCAA
This is a messenger RNA of Macrobrachium nipponense, 5846 nucleotides long. RefSeq names its product transmembrane protein 43 homolog. Gene Ontology annotation, biological process: lipid metabolic process; nuclear membrane organization. NCBI's taxonomy places the organism in Eukaryota, Metazoa, Arthropoda, Malacostraca, Decapoda, Palaemonidae. The record is from RefSeq and is a predicted model, not a curated record. Gene Ontology annotation, cellular component: nuclear inner membrane; nuclear envelope.